AGAUAUGUGGUGGCGUCGCCCGUUAAUGUUAACAGGACUCCCUCCGCCGGUAGAAAUCCCCCUGCUUUGGCAGCAUUGUUACCGUGCCCGCGUAGAUGGCAGCACGUGGGGAGAGGGAAGUCGCGCGCCGCCCCCGGCACGGUCCGGGUAGGAUCCGUGUAAACGUGUGAUCGUGGAUUGCGAAGCCAAGAAUAAACCUGCCCAAGAACCGCAUAGUCUCGCCAGUCGGCUCACGAUACAACACUUGGCGACAAGGACUGAGAUUUCGGACUGGCGAGCAGCGGACGCACUCCGAGACACGCUGGGGAUCGCGAUCCGAUAGUCGGCGUGCGCGGCCCAGCCGGGUGGCCUGCUGAGGCCGACGGACAACAGAAUGGUGAUCGAAGUGGCCGCCGAGGGCAACGCCACGGCGCACUGUGGUCCGAACGCGCUGACGGACAGUUUCGGCUGGUUCAUUCAGUUCCUGCUCGCCGGACUGGCAUUCGCCUCUCUGAUAAUCAAAAGGUUCUGCGAGCCGAAAACGGAGCGCCGCUCGUGGCUAAUAUGGUUCUACGACACCUCCAAGCAGGGUGUGGGCGCGUGCGUGGUACACUUUGCCAACGUGUACCUGGCGAGCACGUACACCGGUGACCCGUGUACCUGGUACAUCAUCAACUUUUUGUUGGACUCGACGUUUGGUCUCAUCGUGAUAUUCAUCUGUGUACGGAUUUGCCAACACUUGGCCGUUGAAAGGGACUGGCCAAGUAUAAACUUCGGCGAAUAUGGCACGCCGCCACUGGCCCAGGCCUGGCUGGUGCAGUCGGUCGUCUACGUCGGCAUCAUGAUCGUCGAGAAGCUGCUGGUCUCGGCGCUGAUCCAGCUGGAUAUCUGGGACACGGUCAGCAGGAUCAUCCUGGCGCCGGUCACCAACCCGCGCCUCGAGCUGGCACUCGUUGUCCUCGUGGUGCCCUUCUUCGUGAACAUGUUGAUGUUCUGGAUCACGGAUAAUUUCCUGAUGCGGCGACACGAGUCGCUAGAGGUACGCUCACCGCCGUCGCGCGGCCGCUACUGCCCUUAUCAGGACCGUGGCGAUGACGACGAACAAGUGCUGCUCAUCGACGACGGACGUGAGAACCUGCAGCAGCGCCACCCGAGCGCCGGCUCCACCGUCACCUAACGGAACUUAUAGUACCCGGUCGGUGCGCCAGGCGGCAGCACCGUCGGCCCGCGCCCGUGCUCACAUAACGUACGGACGUCUUUCAAUGAAACUAUAUUUUUGGCGAAGCUUGUGGGCAGGUAUAUCGUUUGCUGCUCUUGGUGCAGUGAGCGAUAAACAUGUGGCUUGCUAAAAGAUGCGAUGGUAUUAGCGCAAGCAUCUUGGAUAACCCGAGCGGGCUGCUUGUGCGACGAAAUUGCUAUUUUAGUAUCUAACGUAGCUCAUGUGUAUGUAGUUAUAUUCGCUCUUGACUACUUAGUCAUUCUUGGAGCAACUAAGUGUCUUCUUUCAGUGCUCAUUUUGAAGACAGUGUUGGGGACAUUUUUCAUUAAUGGUAGGUCAUGAACUUGAGCCAUUGAACCUAUUUUUCCAUCUCCCCUUCCAACUUUAUCGAAGAUGCAUAAUUAUAUUUUCUUUCGAAGAGAUAUCCUUGGGUCUCCUCACUAUAAGCAAUCAGCAUUGAUCUGAGCGAGUCCUGUGGGUGAUUCCAUUGAUGUAACCAAGUAUUAUGACCGGACAGCUAUGGGUGGUAUAUGUAGGCGGGCAGCAAAGAAUCCGGGCAGGCCAACUACUUAGGACUAACACGAAUACCAAGGUCUCCCACUGACAGAAGCAGACUGGCCUCCUUGCGUGGCGACACUCGUGAGGAGCGGCUGCUCGGCGCCCCACAGGGUGAUAGGAGCAUAGCGCGACUGUUUUCUGUAGUCUGAUGCGUAUAAUCACCGUGUCAAAUGUCUCUUGAGCACUGAACAUGUGUGUAUAACGUCAGACGUAGGAUAAUCCGUGAUUGUGGGCGUGCUCUGAAGCCUGCGCCGUGAGUCUUUCUCGCGCCGUGAAUGCGUGCGACGGGCUGCGUCGGUCCGAGAAGCGGGGUGACCGGCGCGGUCGCAGUGCCUCUCUUGGAACUCUCGUAGAGAGUUAGCGCCGCCUGCUUGGGUGCCUCUAGUGGGUGGACAGUGGACACACCACUCGCGCGUGAUGGCAGUGGCACCCGUCUUUUUCGGAACUUCAGCGUGUCUCCGGGUUUCCCUGUCUUCAGCUCGCCCUAAUUACUCCGCUGAUAUUUGGUUUCUUGCUGUUGUCGUUUCAUAUCGAACCGAUUAUACCGGGGAUCCCACUCGCUGCAAAUGGUGGUCGAGGUACACUGUAAAUGCCUACUUAUGUAUCUUGGGAUGUGACCUUUUCUUCUCGCAAGCAAGCGGUUAAUUGGAACUAGGGCAGAUGACUGGCAAACCAUUCACGUUCAUCCUUCAUCUAUGUCUAUGUAUCGUAAGCUAAAUGCUUUUCCUGUCUCCGCCCAUUAACGUUGUGACUUUUGUGACUGUCGAACUAUCAUUGCGUAUUGUUAAUCGGUUAUUGGUAUAUGUCCAAUAUGAACUGAUGGACAGAUUUGUUAGUCAUUACGUUCUGUAACCGUGGGGAUAUACUUUGAUCGCGGUAGGAUCAUUAGUAAUAGUCGCUCAUGAGUUAUGUAUUUGGGCUGGGCUGGAUGCACGCAUUAUUUAAUGUGCAGAUGAUUAUAGUCGCAUAGCUGAUGACAAUCAUACGUUUGCAGCUGCCUUCGCAUAGCGGAAUGGAUGUUCUGUGAAUCUCUAAAUUCGGUACGCUAAUGGCGAAAAAAUAUUUAUUGAUAUUCUAGUCCAAUAUCUCUGUGAAGUCAGCCGUACGCGUCCUGAAUCUGUACCUGCUAGUUCACUCUGCAUUAUCUUGACUGCGUAUGAUUAAUUAAUUAGCAAUAAGUCGACAGGUGAUUUUCACGACUCACUCGUUUGUAGCGUAAUGGUCGAGACGCUUAUUGAUAUUUCCGGAAAUGUGAAUAACUAUCGUCAUCGUACGACUAUGGGCUGUUGGAUGUGGCGUAUCUUGGGUAACCGAUCGUUUUCUGAGACGUCGGGCAUCGAUAAUCGUUUACCUGGGAUGUGAGUAUUCGAUACCGAACAUGUUGAAUGCGAUCGCUGUCACUGUCAUCUAUGUACCCUGUGACGAUCCAAACUUCUGAGAACAUAAUGGCGCCAUGUUCACCCCUGUAUCAGCUGUGUACAUACUGCAUGGAAAUGUCAAUACAGGUACGAUCUGAACGGA
Amphibalanus amphitrite is the source of this 3277-nucleotide messenger RNA. Its product is annotated as store-operated calcium entry regulator STIMATE-like. Gene Ontology annotation, cellular component: membrane. The transcript is spliced from 6 exons. Lineage: Eukaryota; Metazoa; Arthropoda; Thecostraca; Balanomorpha; Balanidae. The record is from RefSeq and is a predicted model, not a curated record. Bases 374 to 1156 code for a protein of 260 amino acids.